CUUCCUUCGCCAAAAUGCUCACUUCCCAAUAAGCAGUAUCUAUUCUCUAUACACAAAUUGCAGAGAAAAGAGAUAGAGGUUUGUGACAGUAGUUCACGUGACAUGGCUACAAACCAACCUUCAUAUUAUAACCAUGCAGAUGAAGAUUAUAUUGAUAUGGAGCUGAGCUCUUCUUCCAACUUCUUCUGUUACUCAAUUCGUUCUCCACCACAAACCAGAGAAUUUGAGUUUCAAAUGACUUCAAUUUCACAUGAAAAAGAACCCACAACUUCUCCAGCAGAUGAGCUUUUCUACAGAGGAAAUCUCCUUCCUCUUCACCUCCCUCCUCGCUUGCAAAUGGUUCGAAAAAUCCUCGAGAGUUCUUCCAGCACAACCACUGAACAUGAUAAAGCUGCUCAUGAAGAAGAAGCCUUGGAAGAAAACUAUGGCAUUCCUUUGAUCAUCAGUAGCUCCACCACACCUACUAAUACCAGUACCCCACUUGAAUCCUGCAACAUUUCACCAUCGGAGUCUUGCCGGGUUAGCACUGAACUAAACCCAGGUGAGUAUUUUUUCCAAUGGCCAACUGAAACGAGUGGAUUCAUUAAUGGUGAUCGUCCAAAGAGGUCUUGGUCCAAGAAGCUGAAGCAAAUCAAGCAAUUCGCACUGGGUCAAAAGCUCAAGGCUUCAAGAUCAUAUCUCAAGUCUUUGUUCAGCAAAUCUGGUUGUUCAAAUGAAUCCUCCUGUGCCAAGGCAGCAGCUUGUAAUGUAGAAGCAAAAGUUCCCUCAAAGGAAGAGGACUGUCUGCAACAGUUCACGAAGGCAGCCAAGAAAAACCCAUUUGACGGAUACCAGAUAUCAACGACUUUGAUGAAGAGCAUUGAAAGAGAGAUGCUGGAGGAAAGUGUUACUACCCACAGGAGGUCAUUUUCUGGCGUGAUUCAACGGCCUUCUGCGACGAAGUCUUCAUCUUCGUCUACAUCUUCAUCUGGUUCUUCAUCUUUUUCAUUUGGUUCAAGCGGUUUUUACGAUUUGCAGCUGCUCAAGAGGAGUUGCAGCGCAAAUUCAGAGACAGAAGGUUCGAUAGAGGAAGCAAUCGCUCACUGUAAACAGUCUCAGCGGCUGUAUAGUUCUCCAAGGGUAGCCAGUGAAGCUGGUGUUUGUUCACAGCUGUUUGCUUCAAGGACUGCAGUUUGUGAGGAUAUUAAUGAACAAAGAAGAGGAUUUUGCAGCAUCUGAUCGAUGGCUAUCGCCAUGGGGGAAAAGAAGCCCGUGAGAGAGACAAGGUACGACGUUGCGAGUAAGAUGGAAACACGUGCAGUUCUUGUUCAACUUUCCGAAAGGAGUACUGUCACUGAAUGUAUUUCGAUGUUCAGAUGGUUGCUUGGUUUUCAUGUACUGAUAGAUUCGUUCAUCGAUCUUUAAAGUUAAUCAGAAGUUUUAGAAUUAUAGUCAAAUUAACAUGGAACAGGCCGGAAGAUAUGAUUGCUUGGCCUUGCUUUUGUUUUGCUA
This is a messenger RNA of Juglans regia (Persian walnut), 1491 nucleotides long. RefSeq names its product probable membrane-associated kinase regulator 4. Bases 103 to 1218 code for a protein of 371 amino acids. NCBI's taxonomy places the organism in Eukaryota, Viridiplantae, Streptophyta, Magnoliopsida, Fagales, Juglandaceae. Gene Ontology annotation, molecular function: kinase inhibitor activity. The transcript has a single exon. Gene Ontology annotation, cellular component: plasma membrane. The record is from RefSeq and is a predicted model, not a curated record.